UCGUCCGGCUUCGCUCGUCUUUCUCUCCCUUCAAAACCCCCCAGCUCGACUACGGAAAUUUCGGAAGUUUAGUUUGUGGAACUUGGGAACAUGGCGGAGGACAACGGCUACGAGUCCGUCCUGUGCGUGAAGCCGGAGGUCCAUGUGUACCGCAUCCCGCCGCGCGCCUCCAACCGCGGCUACAGGGCGGCUGACUGGAAGCUGGAUGAGCCCACGUGGAGUGGGAGGAUGAAAAUCACCUCUAAAGGCAAAAUAGCCAUCAUCAAGUUGGAAGACAAAAACACGGGCGAGCUGUUUGCCCAAGCCCCGGUAGAACAGUAUCCAGGAUGUGUUGUUGAAGCAGUUACCGACUCCAGCAGAUAUUUUGUGGUACGGAUAGAGGAUGGCAAUGGACGUCAUGCCUUCAUCGGCCUGGGUUUUGCUGAUCGUGGAGACUCCUUUGACUUCAAUGUAGCUCUACAAGACCAUUUCAAAUGGGUGAAGCAAGAGGGUGAGUUCGCUAAACUAGAGGCUUCUCAGAGCACAACACCCAAGCUGGAUCUUGGCUUUAAAGAAGGACAGACUAUCAAGAUUAGCAUUGGAAACAUCAAAAAGAAAGAUGCAGGUAGUGCAAAGUCACGGCCUGUGAGUGGUGGUCUCCUCCCACCUCCACCAGGAGCAAAACCCGGGACCCCCCUAGCACCUCCCGUAAGCCAAAUAACAGCCCCAGCUACACAAACAAACACUGCUGCUCUUUUAGACUUCGGGUCCCCUGUCUCUGCAGCACAGCCCUCAUCUGACAUGUGGGGAGAUUUCACAUCCGCGGGUUCAGGAUCCAGUAAAGAUGCUGUCAGAUCCGGAUGGGUGCAGUUUUAGUUGAGUCACAGAAAAUGUGUACACACACUCAGGUUCCAUACAUUCCAUGACUGAGAAUGAUUGUGGCAAAAAAAGAAAGAAAAGCCAGGAACUGUUAACAAACUUGAUUAGCAUGUUGGCUGUACUGGAUCUGAAUAGACUGUCUAGUUUGUUCAGAUAGCUUGUUCACAAACAUUCUCUUGGAACAAAAGAUAGUUUUCCAUUUUUCAAGAUGUUAUCGAUAACUAUGCAACAGGAAUUGUAGUCAGCAUGAAUUGUAGUGAGUCAGUCAAACACUCGUCAUCAUUGUGUUUCAAAUAGGCUGAAUUUAAAGUAUUUCCACGCUGUGAAACAGGUGAGCUUGUGAAUGACUGAAGGGAAAGGUCAUCUUUUCACACUAACCAUGUGUAGAUAUACACGUUACGUUGGAUUGGAGUUGCCCUCGUUAUCUGUGUCAAUUUUUGUUGUCGCCUUUUAGUUACGUGAGAAUGGAUCUGGUUUAGUCUUUUUGUUCGUUUUCUUUUAAACAUUUUACUGCUAUUUUCUUCGUUGUACAGUUUUUUUUCUUACACUAAUCACACUCAAGGCUAUUUCUGACGUUUUGCAGAAGUGCAAGGGUUUUACCGUUGUGUUGUCUCCAUGUUAUAUAAAGCUGUAUGUGUAUUUAGUUUUCUGUUGAGGACUGGUGUUUGCUUCUUUUUUUUUUAAAUAUGAAGGAGAGCUUUGAAAGCUGAGGUUUGAGUUACCCUUUUUACAUUUAGCUCUUAAGCCCUUGUCAACAUGACCCUAAUUAUUUUUUCAACAUGGCGUUGAAACAUGAUUGCUACCCUGUCCUGGAAUUUAGAAAAAUGUAACACAUUUUGGACGUGUUUCAUUUUGUCUUGUCUUGCAUACCCAUUUAAAUGUGUUAUGCCUUAAUGUCUGUUUGUUUUCCACAUUUACCGAUGUGCCUUUUACCAAAUUAGAAUUCUCAGAAUCUUGCUUAUUAGUCGUGACAGAUAUUUGCUUGAUUGCCUUUUUGGUGGGGAA
This is a messenger RNA of Lampris incognitus (smalleye Pacific opah), 1863 nucleotides long. RefSeq names its product NECAP endocytosis associated 2 (gene necap2). The transcript is spliced from 8 exons. Bases 91 to 855 code for a protein of 254 amino acids. The record is from RefSeq and is a predicted model, not a curated record. Gene Ontology annotation, biological process: endocytosis. Lineage: Eukaryota; Metazoa; Chordata; Actinopteri; Lampriformes; Lampridae. Gene Ontology annotation, cellular component: clathrin vesicle coat; membrane.